Messenger RNA from Linum tenue, 214 nucleotides. Lineage: Eukaryota; Viridiplantae; Streptophyta; Magnoliopsida; Malpighiales; Linaceae. The record is from the annotation of a GenBank genome assembly.
CGGACGAAGCAGUCGUGGAAGAAGAGGCGGAGGGUGGCCGGGGCAGUGACGAAAGUCUGCUGGAACUUUGCCCGGACGGCGGAGCGGACUAGUGACUCCACGUUGGGGCAGCUGUUCUGGUAGAAGUUAGGAGAUAGCUGUGCCUGUGCCGACGAGACAAGAAGAAGAAGAAGGGGCGCGAGAAGGAGGAUGGGAAGACGCGUAUCCAUUCUCU